ACACACACACAAACACACACACACACACACACACACACACACACACACACACACACACACACACACACCCACAGACACACACACACACACAGACACACACACAGACACACACACACACACACACACACACACACACCCACAGACACACACACACACACACACACACACACACAGACACACACACACACACACCCACAGACACACACACACACACACACACAGACACACACACACACACACACAGACACACACACAGAAACCUUUCAUUCUCUUCUCAGUAAAAAACUAAAACAUAAAGAACCAGAGAUUUCAGAAGUAGUCUGAACAUCUGGCGUCUCAUUGGUCCAUCAUUGAAAUGUAGGAGUCGUAUAUAUAUAUAUAUAUAUUAGGAAUAUUUGAGGUCUCCAUGAUGGAGGAGGCGGGACCCAAUGCCUUCCACUGUUAUCUCCUCGGAGCUGCUGGAUAAUAGUCCCAGUGUGAGCCCACUAACUGGUCCUAACUGGUGCCAUGCUGCCCUACACACACAGACAAUGGAGCUUAUUCUGCUUCAGGCCGGAGAGAGCGUGAGUGGGUGUCAGGAAUGACCAGCCUGGGGAAGGAGACGGGGGCAUCCAAUAUGGCCUCCACACAGUAACAGGACUGUGUGUUUGUCUGGAGAGGGACGACAGCACCACAAAGAUGUGUUUGUCUGAAAGCGUCGUCGUGGGAGACACAAAGGAGAAAGAAAGGGAUGGAGGGGAAGAACUGCUGCCAUCAGUCCUGUUUCACUUGAGCUGGGACGGGAUGGUCUGUCGGGCGUGUGCAGAAGGCAGGAAGGACUCAGGUCAUCAUGCUGACAGAGAUGCAUCAUGGGGCAGAAGGACGGUGGGACAGCUUGGUGCCAGAGCCGGAUGAAUUAGUUAACUGUGUAAACAUGGUUAACGUCCACUGGCAUGUUCGGUUAUUUCCUUUGAGAAAGGCUUACAACCAAUCGGUGGGCCGGACGAUGGAUUCUACAGAUGCCUCUUAACAACCUGCAUGUGUCCAGCUCCUGAAGGCCUCAGAUCUCGGACGCCACAGUCUGCUCUACCUGAAAGAGAUUGGAAAUGGCUGGUUUGGCAAGGUUCUGCUGGGGGAGGUGAACACAGGCCUGAAUACCACUCAGGUGGUGGUGAAGGAGCUCAAAUCUAGCGCCAGUGUUCAGGAGCAGAUGCACUUUCUGGAGGAAGCACAGCCUUACCGCACCCUGCAGCACCCUGCUCUGAUGCACUGUUUGGCCCAGUGCACCGAGGUCACUCCUUACCUCCUGGUUAUGGAGUUUUGCCCGCUAGGUGAUGUGAAGGGUUACCUCCGAAGCUGCAGGACUGCAGAGACCAUGACCCCAGAGCCCCUUAUUCUUCAGCGGAUGGCCUGUGACAUCGCCUCAGGACUCUUACACCUGCACAAGAACAACUUCACACAUAGUGACCUGGCUUUGAGAAACUGCUUGUUGACUGCUAACGUCUCAGUGAAGCUCGGAGAUUAUGGUCUGUCCCACACCAAGUACAAGGAUGAUUACUACCUGACCUCAGAUCAGAUGCACGUGCCGCUGCGUUGGAUUGCUCCAGAGCUGGUGGAUGAUGUGCAUGGAAACCUGCUGGUGGCUGAGCAGACCCAACAGAGCAACAUGUGGUCUCUUGGUGUGACGAUCUGGGAGCUUUUUGAGCUGGGAAAUCAGCCGUACAGACACUACUCUGACAGACAAGUCCUGACCUACGCUGUGAGGGAGCAGCAGCUGAGACUGCCCAAACCACUACUAAAAGUUCCCCUGGCUGAGCGCUGGUAUGAAGUGAUGCAGUUCUGCUGGCUCCAGCCUGAUCAGAGACCCAAUGCCGAGGAAGUCCACUUGUUGCUUAGCUACCUGUGUGCCAAGGGGGCCAGUGAGGCUGAAGAGGACUUUGAGAGGCGAUGGAAGUCCAUGCGUCCCAAUACUGGAUUCGACAGCCACCACGGUGCCUCUGCAAUGUCAUGCAAUCACCCCUCAUCUACCAACUCCUCUUUCCCUCUGCUUGAGCAAUUUUCAACUGGUGAUGGCUACCAGUCAGAAUCAGGGGAUGAUAUACUAACAGUCACUGAGACCAGCCACGGUCUGAACUUUGAGUACAAGUGGGAACAAGCCAGGGCAGACCAGUUGUACAGAGCCCCAGACUCCUGUAGUACCCUCAGUCAGGUCAAGCACCAUUGUCAUGAACCAUUUUACCCACCAGGGGGCAUUGUUGGAGGCUGCCCCCUGGAGAGCCUCAGCCAUUCAGUUUCCCCAUCAUACUACCAACCAAAACAUUUACAUGCACCAGGUGUACUUCCUGUGCUCAGUGCCCAUAGCCCGUCAGUAGGCAGUGAAUACUACAUCCGCAUUGAGGAGCCAGUUGACUGUAACAUCGACCUGGACUACACCAUGUGCUCCUACAGCCCAGACUACCAGGGCAGCAGUGGAAGCUUUUUGACUGGGAGUGCAGACUCUGGUGAAUGCAUAGCUUGCCCUUCACAGGCUAAGAACAUGGGUCCCUAUUGGUCAGCAGACUUGCAUAAGGCAGAUGUGUUUGAUUCAAAUGAGUCAAGUCCUGCUAUCUCCCUGACAAUGGAGCCUCUUUUAGGGCAAAUGUCAGACAGCAGCCCACUGAGACCUUGGGAGUCUAGUCACUAUGUGUCCUAUAAAGACCGAGAUGGGGGUUACUACUAUGAGAACUCGCCCUCUUUGGGGCAGAAUAGUUUUAUGAUUGGAAGUGAGCCCAACAGAGGACAUCACCUGGAAAGCUGGGGGUCAAGGAGCCUGCGCCAGGCCUUGGGUGAGUUGGAGAACCCCCUCGGUAUAUCUCCCUCUGUGAGCAGUCCCCCUCAACAGGCCUACAGAGACUCAUACCUGGAAACAAGUCAGACCUCCAUCAUAGGAAAGAACGUAACAGGUGGCUAUUACGACAUGAUGGGCUCCCUGAGGAAGACAAUGCCAAGUCAUACCAGGCACAACAGCAACUCAGUUAGUAUCAACAUGGAGACAGAGGGGGCGCUCUUCGUCGGGCACAGAGACAGUGAUUCAGAUGAGGAAGAAGAGGACAUAUUUGUGGAGAGACACACCUGCAACACUUGGCCUUCAAAACAACGCCACUGCAGCGGGGGUCACCACAGACGGGCGAGCCACAGCUGUAGACAGGACCCUUACGUAGACUUCCACUACACAAUGCCAAGUAAAGACAUUGAAGACUCCUGGCCUGAAGACCACAGCCUGGCCUUCCAUUCUCUACCUAAACCCAUUGACUAUCUGGAGCCCCAUCAGGCCAAAGAUAACAGUACCUGCCUUAGUCUGAGUAAACAUCGUGCAAUGGUGCCCUCAGACAACUGCAAUGCCUACAUCUACCUGUGCCAUGAAGGAGAGACUCAAGUGCCAGCUCCAGGAGAGUGCUGCCACUCGCACUUUGUUGACCCGCUCACAGGCUUGCUUGUCAGAAACAACAGCUAUAGUCACAGCUACAGUCCCAGCAGCUACAUCAAUGAUAAGGUCAUUGACAUCCAAAGCAAUGAGGAGAUGAUUAAUCUGUCACCAGCUCCAGGGGGUCCAAUUGUGCCCAAACCUGCCUUGACUAAGACUGAGGAGAGAAGAGGUGACACACUAUUCAAGGAGAAGAGGGCGGAUGUAAUCAAAGAAAAUCCAAUCAUGCAAAAACCUACGGAGCCUAAAAAAGAAGAGGUAACCCUGACGAUGACUAAAACUGCUCCGCCUCCUGCUGACAACAUGCAUGUGAUGGUGGCCCUCACAGAUCCACAGUCAGAGCUGAGUCAAACUGGUGAUAGCAGUGUUGACCGAGGAGGAUCCAGUGUCAGCCUUGCAGACAUCUUGGACUGCAGUGAUGAUGAUGAGGAUGAUGACAUCACAGAUGAUAUCACUGAUGUGACAUCAGGCAUCUUUGCAGACGAGUCCAGCGAGCUGACCGCUUCUCCUGCCUUCAAGUCGCUGCAAAAGCAGGUAGGAACUCCUGAUUCCAUGGAUUCAAUAGAUCUGCCAUCUGUGGCUGGUUCUUGUGAAGGCUUAAGUCCUGCAUCCUCCCACCCAUCAAGCUCACCUAAAGCCAUGGACAGUGGCUAUGACACAGAAAAUAAUGAGAGCCCUGAGUUUGUGCCCAAAGAGCCUCAUGAUCCCCAUGAUCAACCUAUGGGAACACCAAUUCUUGAUACAGGCCUGGAAGAAGAAAAGUUGCUUAAAGAGCAAGAUGCCAGGGCUACAGUAGAGCCCUCAGAGCAUAAACAAUUAAUGGGUGAAGAUUUGGCCUUACUUCCCUCACAGACAGGUGAUCACAUCCUCUUACCACUGAGUGACAAGACUCCAUACAGAGACUCUGCUUACUUUUCAGACUAUGAGAAUGAAAGGCAGCCUAGAGAUGAAGGGGAAGAACUCUCAGAAACAAUUGGAGAGCAACAAAAUCUUGAAAAGGAACCGAUCAUGGAAGAAAAGAAGGGGGAGAAAAGGAAGAAUGAAGAGGAAGAAGAACUAAAGGACACUGAAACAAACAAAGACAUAAAACUUGAAAUGGAACCAAUAUUAACUGAUGGGAUAGACUCGUCUUCACUACCAGAGAUGGAAGCAUACUUGUCAGACGAUUGUGAUGAGGAUGAGGUAUUGGGUUUACCUCCAGAGCCCUCUGACACUGCUUCGAUAUCUGGGCUGGAUGAAUGGCCAUCUCAAGAAGAGAGCUCUUCCCUGGGGGACUGGGCAGCAGAGGUUGUCGGGGCAAUGGAAGAAGCCCUCGGUGCCCUGAAUGGAGAUUGUAUCUCCAGAGGAAAGUUAGAGGAGGAAGCGACAGAAAACGUUGUUCAAGAUUUAGGAACAACUGAAGAUCAGGCAGACAAGACGACUCCAAACAAACAAUCGAUAAUAUCAGAUGAAACUCUGCACACUUUACCUAAAGAUGAAGUGGCCCUUCAGCACAUGGCAAGCACAAGACGAUUUUCAUCUUCCUCUCCUCCACCUCCAUCCACCUCUCCCCCUACACUCCCAACAACAGAGGGCCGAGCGUCUCUAAUGGAUGGAGAAGAGGCAGAUGAGGAGGACGGUGACACUGAUGAUAGCGAUGAAUCUGAUGAGGAACUGAGAACCUAUAGUGUGCAGGAGCGGAGUGCAGGAGAGGAAAGCGAAGAUGAGUGCCACCUGGUGCCCAUCGUGGUGAGCGACAACAGCGAGGCCCACAAACUGCGCAGCCUUCUUAAGAUGCCGAUCAUGCUUACAACAGAGAACAUAGAGGAGGAGCUGGAACGCAAGAAGAAGACUGUGUCUUUUUUCGACGACGUCACCGUCUAUCUGUUUGAUCAGGAAAGUCCAACUAAGGAGCUGACUGAACAUGGCUUCCCAUUAGGAGCAGAAAGUCAGAGUAAAUCCCAGGACAGAGUUACGGCCUCGGACGACUCUUCAGACGGGAACCUCUCAGAGGAGAGUGCUGGAUACGAGUGGGAGGACGACUUCCCCCUGCUCCCUCUACCAACUUCAGUGACAUCCGACUCUCCACUGCCUCGCUCCAUCCCCAAAGCUCAAAACCCCAAAGCAGCGGUACAGUUCUCCCGCUUCUCUGUCUCCCCGUCCAGCGUGUCUCGUUUCUCCAUCACUCACAUCUCUGACUCUGACAUGGACUCCGUAGGAGGAAGCAGCGAAGACGGAGAUAAAGAGUAGAGAGUGCCGUGGACCGCCUCUUUAUGAAGACAACACGGCCUGCUAGCAUGAAUUCAGAUUUUUUUUAGAAACACAGGACAGUGCCUCGUAUCGCCUGUGGACACUUUUCAAAGGUCCUUCCUGCUACAGCGUUGGACCUAAGCUGUUUCAAAUACUGAAAAGAGAAUGGUUAAGAUAUGAAAUGUACAGAUAUUAAUAUAAACUGUGUGUAUGAUAUCAAGAACAUAUGAAAGAAGGGAAAACUUGUACGUUGAAUUCUGCAUAUUUUUGGGAUCAAAGAGACUAAAUGGACAGAUGGAUGUUUGAAAGCAUCUUCACUUCAUUAUUUAUUUAUAAUUAUUUUAUGACGCAGUCAGGAGAGUGUGAAGCGACUUCAUGAACAGUAAACUGCAAACUGUCCACAAAGGAUCAGCCCUUUGAACAAGACUUAAGCUUCACAACAAACGUUUGAGGAAACUGCUUUACUUUCUUUAAGAAUAUCGAUCAGAACUUUGAGGUGUCACAAGUAAUAUAAUGUUUAUAUUUGCAUUCGUUCAGAGACUGACGUGUGUGAAAGAAGGAAGGAAAGGCUAUUUGGUUUGCGGAAUUAGCUGAACAAACACGGGAAAGCUAAUAUUUUGUGACUUUUUCUCUUUCUUGUUUUAUCAGGACCACUACUGCACUGUUUGACAUAAAUGUAUGUGGCUCAUUGUUUCUGUCAAACUGAAUGCCAGCACCCCCCUCACAAACCAACCCUCCGUCAUAAACAUUGGACUUAACAUUUUGACUUUGGUGGCAAGACAACAAAGGACAUCUUUUCAGAUAUCAUUCUUUUUUAAGGUUAAACUGUUUCUUGUUUAUAUAGAAAUGCAUGGUUCAACAGUACCUAAAGAAUAUAUGGCUUUGAAAAAGGA
This is a messenger RNA of Labrus mixtus (cuckoo wrasse), 6564 nucleotides long. It is a transcript of the gene lmtkb, whose product is annotated as apoptosis-associated tyrosine kinase b. The transcript is spliced from 12 exons. Lineage: Eukaryota; Metazoa; Chordata; Actinopteri; Labriformes; Labridae. Gene Ontology annotation, molecular function: ATP binding; protein tyrosine kinase activity. The record is from RefSeq and is a predicted model, not a curated record. The coding region runs from base 1190 to 5671 and encodes 1493 amino acids. Gene Ontology annotation, biological process: brain development; peptidyl-tyrosine autophosphorylation.